AAAGGGCCUGUCCCAGUCAGCCUUACCUUACAGACGCAGCGUGCCGACGUGGCUUAAACUUACUUCUGAUGAUGUAAAGGAACAGAUCUACAAGCUGGCUAAAAAGGGCCUGACUCCCUCGCAGAUCGGUGUGAUCCUGAGGGAUUCCCAUGGUGUUGCCCAGGUUCGCUUUGUUACUGGCAACAAAAUUUUGAGAAUCCUUAAAUCGAAGGGACUGGCCCCAGACCUUCCAGAGGAUCUUUAUCACUUGAUUAAGAAAGCUGUUGCUGUUCGCAAACAUCUUGAGAGAAACAGAAAGGAUAAAGAUGCCAAGUUCCGCCUGAUUCUGAUUGAAAGCAGAAUCCACAGGUUGGCGCGCUACUACAAAACUAAGAGAGUGCUGCCGCCCAACUGGAAGUAUGAAUCAUCGACAGCUUCUGCCCUGGUCGCAUAAGAGCUGGCUAUGAAUUACUGAAAGAAUAAAUUUUCAUUAACUAAA
Molecule: messenger RNA, 478 nt
Organism: Leptosomus discolor (cuckoo roller)
Lineage: Eukaryota; Metazoa; Chordata; Aves; Leptosomiformes; Leptosomidae
Source: RefSeq, a predicted model, not a curated record